CGGGGCGGGGCGGGGCGAGGCGAGGCGAGGCGGGUGCGCGGCCAUUCCCCGGGGAUGUGCUCGGCUCCAUCGAGAGAUGACACUUCUUGGACUAUAAAGUGUUUCAGGUGCAAUGGCAGAUCCCAUCCGCUGGGCCCGAUACCGCUGGCAGCGACUGAUAGCAACAGAGGGCAGAGAAUGCAGCAGCAACAAUUCAAGUAGCAAGUGCUAUCAAUCAUCAAAAACUACUGGCAAACAUAGGAUAGUGAUACCCUGUUUGGGACAUUUUAAAGAAGAGUAUGAAAAGGUAUCAAAACAGUACAUGAACAACAAAAUACGGACUACUAGGUAUACUUUAUUGAAUUUUUUACCACGGAAUUUAUUUGAACAAUUUCACAGAGUUGCCAAUUUGUAUUUCCUAUUUCUAGUUGUCCUAAAUUGGGUUCCUUUGGUUGAAGCUUUCCAAAAAGAAAUUACAAUGCUACCUCUGGUAGGGGUUCUGACAAUUAUUGCAGUGAAAGAUGGUCUGGAAGAUUACUCAAGGUACAAAAUGGAUAAACAGAUAAACAACUUAGUAACCAAAGUAUAUUGCAGGAAAGAGAAGAAAUACAUAGAUGAGUGCUGGAAAAAUGUCAAUGUUGGGGACUUCGUCCGGCUUUCCCGUAAUGAAAUCAUUCCUGCUGACAUGGUGCUGUUAUAUUCUAGUGACCCGGAUGGGAUCUGUUACAUUGAAACUGCAGGCCUUGAUGGAGAAACCAAUCUAAAGCAGAGACAAGUGGUGAGAGGAUAUUCAGAGCAGGUCUCUGAAAUUGAUCCAGAAGAAUUUUCCAGUAGAAUAGAGUGUGAAAGUCCUAACAAUGACCUCAGUCAUUUCCGAGGCUUUGUUGAGCAUUCAAACAUGGAUCGAGUGGGUCUCAGCAAGGAAAAUUUACUGCUCCGAGGAUGCACAGUAAGAAACACAGAAGCUGUGGUAGGCAUAGUGGUAUAUGCAGGUCAUGAAACCAAAGCUAUGCUGAAUAACAGGGGCCCUCAUUACAAGCGCAGUAAAUUGGAAAGAAAAGUGAACACUGAUAUUCUUUGGUGUGUUCUGCUUCUACUUUUGAUGUGUUUAACUGGUGCAGUGGGUCAUGGAAUUUGGAUAAGUAGGUAUUCCGAAAUACCUUUUUUUAACAUCCCCAGGCCAGAUGGGAAAUCGAGUCCUCCAGCAUUAGCAGGCUUCUAUAUGUUCUGGACGAUGAUAAUUUUAUUACAGGUCUUGAUCCCUGUUUCUCUCUAUGUUUCAAUUGAAAUUGUCAAAUUGGGACAAAUUUAUUUAAUACAGAAUGACAUUGAUUUUUACCAUGAGAAAACAGACUCAACUAUUCAGUGUCGAGCACUAAAUAUUGCUGAAGACCUUGGCCAGAUUCAGUAUAUUUUCUCUGACAAGACUGGAACCCUCACCGAAAAUAAGAUGGUUUUUCGGAGAUGCAGCAUUGCAGGACAGGAGUAUUGCCAUGAGGAAAAUGCAAAGAGGUUGGAAUCCUAUCAAGAGAUGGAUUCAGAGGAUGAGGAUUCGGCUGGUUGUCAGUGUGGCUCUUCAACCCCUACAUCAAAAUGUCAGAGGCACAACUGCGAACCUGUGUGUGAACCUUUGAACAGAAAGUCUUUGAAUCAGUUCUCUGGUAGUUACUCUGCAUUCAAAAAGAAAGAUGAAGCAAGUGAUACUCCCCACUCAGGAGACAUGGCUUUCAGCAGUCCCAUUGAAACAGAUAUUGUACCAGACACACAGCUGUUGGAGAAGUUCAGUCAAAUUUCUUUUCAUUCCUAUCAACAAUCAGAAGAAGCUAGCAGCAAGUUAUCUUUGGAGACAAUGUAUAUCACUGACUUCUUUCUUGCUCUGGCAAUCUGUAAUACUGUUGUAGUUUCAGGCCCCAAUCAGCCACGUCAGAAGAUGAGACUCUCUUCGCUGAGCAAGAUGCCUAUUAAAUCACUUGAGGAAAUCAGGCAAAUGUUCCAGAGGUUUUCAGUUUGGAGACUAAGUUCUUCCCCACUUCCAAGUGUAAAGGAGUCAUCAUCUGAAAGCCCCAAUAAUUCUGUGAGAAAACUGUCUAUUUUUAGAAUGAAACUGGCUUCACCUACUUUGGAUGGAGCUGCUCAAAGGGUUUCUGAACCUCACAAUACUGACAGCCCAGAAAAUUCUCAAGUGCCUGGAGAACUACAUCUAGUGAAUGUAGCUGCUGGUGGUGAACCCAACCAUGCUGUGUCAUCUUUUGAAUCAUCUCCCAUACCAAAACUGUGUUAUGAAGCUGAGAGUCCAGAUGAAGCUGCCUUGGUUCAUGCUGCUAGGGCUUAUAAAUGUGUUUUACAGUCUAGAACUCCAGAUCAAGUAACUGUGGACUUUGCAGGUCUGGGAUCUUUAACGUUUCAGCUUUUGCAUAUUGUGCCUUUUGAUUCACUGCGGAAAAGGAUGUCAGUGGUGGUUCGGCAUCCAGUCUCCAACAAAGUGGUGGUGUACACAAAAGGUGCAGACUCAGUCAUGAUGGAUUUGUUGAGAACUGCUUCUGAAGUACAUACUAAUAAUUCUGAAAUUGAAGAAAAGAUUAAAGAGAGAACUCAGCAGCAUUUGGAUGACUAUGCCAGGAGAGGACUGCGCACUCUGUGUAUUGCUAAGAAGGUGAUGAAUGAUGCCGAAUAUGCAGAGUGGUUAAAUCAUCGUUUUUUAGCAGAAACCAGCAUUGACAAUAGGGAGGAUCUGCUGCUUGAAUCUGCCAUGAGGCUUGAGACCAAACUAACUUUGCUUGGUGCCACUGGCAUUGAAGAUCGCCUGCAGGAGGGUGUUCCAGACACAAUACAGGCAUUACGGAAAGCUGGAAUAAAAAUAUGGAUGUUGACAGGUGACAAGAGAGAGACAGCUGUCAACAUUGCCUAUGCUUGUAAACUGCUGGAACCAGAGGACAGAAUCUUCACUCUUAAAUCACAGAGUAGGGAUGCCUGUGCCUUGCUAAUGAGCAAAAUUUUAGAAGGCAUCCAGAAGAAUGCUUCUGUCAAAAACAAACCAAAUGAGAAACUUGGAAAUGUCUCUGCAAGUCCUUCCACCCAAGCUCGAGGGUUCAAUGCAGGCCUGGUUAUUGAUGGAAGAACUUUAGAGCAUGUCCUUCAUGACAGCCUACAGAAUAUUUUCUUGGAACUCACAGAAAAAUGUCGGGCUGUAGUCUGUUGCCAAGCCACACCACUGCAGAAGAGUGUCCUGGUCAGACUGGUGCGAAGUAAGCUAAAGGCAAUGACAUUAGCUGUAGGUGAUGGUGCCAAUGAUGUCAGUAUGAUCCAGGUGGCUGACACUGGUGUAGGAAUAUCUGGCCAGGAAGGCAUGCAGGCUGUGAUGGCAAGUGACUUUGCAAUCUCUCAGUUUAGACACCUCAGGAAGCUGCUGCUUGUCCAUGGUCACUGGUGUUAUACCAGACUUACCAACAUGGUGCUUUACUACUUCUAUAAGAAUGUGACCUACGUGAACCUCCUGUUUUGGUACCAGUUUUUCUGCGGGUUUUCAGGCACAUCAAUGACUGACUACUGGAUCUUGAUUCUUUUCAAUCUCCUUUUUACAUCAGUGCCACCCAUCAUUUAUGGUGUCUUGGACAAAGAUGUAUCUGCAGAGAUACUCAUGGAACUCCCACAGCUUUACACAAUGAGCCAGAAAUCUGUGGCUUACUUGCCUUCAACAUUCUGGAUAACCUUGCUGGAUGCUUUUUACCAAAGUCUCAUUUGCUUUUUUGUGCCUUACUUUACUUACUGUGGUUCAGACAUAGAUAUUAUUUCUUUUGGAAACCCCAUAAACACAGCAGCACUCUUCAUAAUGCUGUUUCACCUUCUCAUUGAGUGCAAGUCUGUGACGUGGAUACAUACAGUAGUUAUAGUUGGCAGCAUCCUGUUUUACUUUGUGUUCACUCUGGCUGUUGGAGCAACCUGCAAAACCCACAACCCACGAUCAGAUUUUUACUGGAUCAUGGAAAAGCACAUGACAGACCCAGUGUUUUACUUAGUUUGCCUCCUGACUACUUGCAUUGCUCUGCUACCCAGAUAUUUGAUAAGAGUUCUCCAAGGAACAUUGUUUCCAUCUCCGGUGUUGAGAGCCAAGUGCCUUGUGAGACUGUCCCCUGAGGAGCAGAGGAAAGCAAUUAAGAGAUGGAAAUAUGAGUGCAAUGUGAAUGAUAGAGUGGAGCUCCAACCUACUUCUGCUCCUUACAGCUCAGCUGCAGGUGCUGUAUCAGAGGAAGAAAGCACUGACAGUGUUUUGCCAGCAUUUAAAACACCUUUUCAGACCUGUUCAAGAGAUGGGUUAGUAAAGAACACCUCCUUCUUACCAGACAUUCAGGAUGAGUCUGGGGGAACAACUGUCUUGAACUCUGAAAAGACUGAAUUUAUCAAAGAAAACUAAUAGUUACAUUUGGUGGUAAUAGUUCAUGCCCCAAAGUCUCUGUGUGUACUUCUGAAAAGGGCAGCAGUGCUGUCUCUCUAGCACACAAAGCAGUUUUGAGUUCUGUUUUGUGUGAAGAUGUUUUACUGUAUUUUACAAAGUUGGAAUGCUAGCUGGUUAAACACAGAAGUAAUAACUGCUGAUUUUUGUCAUGCUGUGGUUUUGUUUUCUUCAGCCUAGGUAGAUGAUGAACACAUUUCCUUAAAAGCCUUUUUGUUUCUAAGAGUUAUCCAUAAUUUAUUAAGAUGUUCAAGGUCUAAAUGUGUGUAUUAUUUUUUAUAUUUCUUCACAGAGUAGACUUUGCAUACUGCUUAUUUCUUGUAUUCAACAUUGCAUAACAUCUCGUGGUGUUAUGGACACAUUGCAUGAAAGUGGAUUUGCAGAAUCCAGUUGAGCUAAGUCAGCCUGCUCCCUUACACUGCUGCCCUAGAACCCUAGCAUGCCCUGGGAUUCACCACUUGCUGAAGUAUGAAGUAAGCAGCAGAGUUGGAUGUGGUGUUACUGUUUGGCUUCUUUCAAGACUUUUUAUUACUUGUUGUAGUGUGUGUAGACAGUAAUUUAUGUAACCACUGUGGUCCAGUUGUUCACCUGGCUAUUGCAUGGGCCAUCUCAUUGAUGGACAAACACCAUUUUAACCAUAAGAGAGAACCAUAAAUGAGACACAUGUAAUGUGUCUCCCUCGCCUUUCUCCUCACAUAAAGAGCAAAUCCUAAGUGCAGCCUUUUGUUUUCCAUGACAGUUCAUCCUCCUGCUGUAUCACUCCAUUUUGACUCCAUGUGCCAUUUCAUGUUAUCUGCCACCAAAUGGACUUCUUUCCCACCUCACUCAAUUCAGAUGUUGGCUGGCUGUCUUUCCUUUAAACUACCUCAUGCCUGUACUGAAAAAUUGUCUGCCAGCAGCAGUGAGGAGCUCCAGUCUGUCUUCAGGUCUUCCCUUACAAAUAGCAGCUUCUAGCUGAUAACAUCACUCUUCUUCACUCUCAGGUGUUUUUACAUUCCUCCAGACUUUUAUAAUAAUCAGCUUAAGUGUCUCUAAAGGCUGCUCAGAAGAAGGAAUAAUGCAUAGCAUGUCUCACAUUUGAGUGCUGUUGCUCAUCUGUCUCCAAGAUAGAUGAGUCCUGUCCGCUGCCAGUUUCCCACUGCUCACACACUGCACAAAAAGUGGCUGAGGUGCAUGUGGAAACUUCUAGAUUCCAGACUCUCUAAAAUAUUGUCUCCUUUUUACUUCCCUUCCCAAAUGUUACAUGGACAAUUUAGAGAAGAAUUUAGGAAAUCUGUUUGUGUUCACUAGCACCUGUUGAAAUAAACAAUUUCCUCAAACUGUAGCUUCUAAUGAAUUAUUAGUGCUGAGCCCAUUUUUUGGUUUUGUUACUUUCUAAAAGUUUUUGCUUUCAAAUUGCCAAGAUUUGUGUGUUUUUAGGCACCAUGUUUUGGGCAAGGGCUGUGCUUUUUAAUUGAACCAUGAGCUUUCCACAUCAAUGAUCCACAUUACAUAUUCCUCAUCUUUUAAGAUCUCUGAAAGAAUUUAAACAAACGCUGUGAGGUCUGGACAGCUGCUCCUGCACAGGGUAGAUAUUGAGGGCAUGCUGAGUUCAUUCAAAUGCCGGUCACCACAUGUUACCAAAUGUUUAAAACAGCUCUGUGUUCAAAAGGUAGAAUGUAAUCAGGGCUGACUCUAACCAUAGUGUUAGUGAUGAGAAAAAGAGAAAAUAUACUUUUUGUUUAGCCUGUAGAAGAAAAGUAGUAGAAGGAGAAAGUGAUCACAGCCAUUUCUGAAUUUCUUUUUUUUAAAAUUUGGCUCCAACAUAUGACAAAAUUUUUUUUGUAAGUUGUAACAUAAAGUUAGUGGAGACCUUUGAAGUGAUGGCAGACAUUCAAAUUCCAAGAGAUGGUGUUGAUCUGAGUUACUUUUUCAGAUGUUUGUCUCGAACAUCGUUCUUGCUGUGUGGAGGCACCUUGCCAUGAGCAUACUCCAGAUUUCCCAAGUAAAACAUCUCAGCUUUCUAGACAAGAAAUGGGCGCUGCAAGGUUGCAAAACAGUCAGCAAGUUGUGCAGGGGGACAAGAUGGUACCAAGGCAGAAUCAUAUAGAAACAGAGUUACUGGGAUGGAGUGAAAUCAUCUAUAUUGCUCCACAGCCUCAAGGCAGGCUGAGUUCUACCCAUGUCCUUCCCUAGUGGAUGUUAUCCUGCUGUAAAGAGCUCCAGAGAAAUAGGCAGUACUUUGCUGCCCUCAAAGUCAAAUAUUGUUUUUGUUUUCAUUACCUGACCUGUAAUUUUUUCUGUACUUUAAAUCCAUGGCCUCUCUGUACUUGUGGCCACUGAGAGGAGAUUGGUCCAUGUUCUACAAGUCUCUAACUCUAUGACUGAGUUGUGCUGAACUUGCAUGGAGGAGCUCCAGCACUUCCAGUGACCUGAGGGAGUGUAGGCCUCAGCUGUGUCCCUGCCUGUUACUGUGAAAAAGAGUUUGGGGACAACACCAGCCUGUGACACGCCCUCUUUUUGCCUCUGCUGCAGAAGCAGAACCUACCAGAAGAUUUGAAAGGUAGAUGAUCAUUUAGUUUGCAUUUUUUUUUCAUACAAAAGCUGUAAGUAUUCAGAGUAAGAUCUUCCAAAACCUUCUGACUAAGCCAUGGCAUCAAAAUAACUGAGUGAGGAAGCAUGGGUGAGAGUCAUCUGUUAGACCCAAGAUCAGCUGCAUGAUGCCUCUGGGACAUUUAAAUUGCUAUUAUGUGAUUCUUUACAAGCCUCAUAACUCCAUUACUCACAAAUUAGUGUGGUGAGGCUUUCAGGACACUGUUCCUGUCUGCUGAGAUUGUAAGUGCUUUUGUGCCGCUUGAAGUGGUGCAAAAUAACGUGUGUGUGUAUGUGUGUAUUGCAUAUUGGUACUACAUAUUGCUUAAAAUUGUCCUCUACAUGUUGUGUUUUAUUAGAGGAUUUCAACAAGUAGUCUGGGUGAUAAUCUGAAUUAUUUGUUGGGUGAAGCUUGCUUUGGGGUUUGGUUGUUUGGGUUUUUUUUUUAUUUGACUGUUAGUUUUUUUGGUAUUAUGGUUUUGGGGUUGGAUUUGUUUAUUUUUUGUGGUGGACAAACAGCAGAAAUAUCUGAGGGCGUUUGCUGUGAGUGCUUGCUGUCUUUUACUGAAGGGGAGAUGAGGGUAGUGAGUCUGGGAGAUGAGGGUAGUGAGUCUUUAAUAAAAGCUUCAAAAAGUUAAUUGGCCAUAACUAAAGUAGUGCCAAAUGAAGGGUGGUAACAAAUUGCACUCCCUGUGCUUCUCAACAGUUCAAUAUUCCCUUUAUUUUGUUUUUUAGCACUGAAAACAUCGCAAUCACCUGCUUGCUUCUGCACUCCCGCACUUAGGCACAGCAUGAUCUGACACUUCCAUUUUGAAAUAACCUUUUAAGAGCAUCUCACAGGUACCUUCCACAUGUCAUGAAACGAAGCACAGCAUUUACACUUCUUUAAUUUUAAAACAAAGCAAAAUAACCACCUUCAACAGCCCCAAACUUUGUAGCUACCUCCAGAACAGCCUUAACUCGAUUUUGAUGUGCAGUAUUUGAUUUACAAAAGAAAGUACAUGUUUUAAUUUUUUUUUCUUUCACAGCAACCACACCUCUGCUAAACAUUUGCAGGUAGCAGUCAGCCACAGCCUUUGCAAAGUAUUUUGGCAGCACAGUGAGCUUUGGUCUGUACUUGGAGCACAUUUUGAGCUGAUGUUUAGCCUGAGCUGUUUUUUCCACAGCCCCACUGGCCGAAGCACAAGGUUGAGGACUGGCUGAGGACCAGUUAACACAGAGAACCCACUGCUCCCACCAGCCCUGGCUCUUGGCCGAGGCUAAUGGGCAACUUCUGAAUGUGACUGUCUUAACAGCGUUCCCACAGCUGAAUUUCAGUGUGGGUUUUUUAUAAUUUGUUCCUGUUUUAUUCUGGUUAUAUUACUCUUGCCCUCAUGGUCCUGGCUUCCUUAUUGCAGCAGAAGGGUAAAUUUUAACUGUUUUAAGCUUCUGUCUGCUUAGUAUUUUGAUUUCAGCAUGUGUACAUGUUAUUGAAAUUUUGUGUGCAAGGUAAAAAGGGAUUUGUCAUUUAAUUGCAUUCCAGAGCAAAAGUAUAGAACAAAAUGUGUUCAGAUUGCAGAUUUGAUUGCAGAUUUGUCUUUAGUCUUUCAGAUUUCAAAGUCCAGAGUAAUUGCUGGCAGCAGUAUUCAUGGUAAUGUUCUGUAUUGGAAGCACACACACAGAAGAAACUAAAAGUUGUACAGUGGUAGUAGUGCCAGAAUCUCUGCAAGUAUUGCAGUUCUAACAGGGCUGCUAAAAAAAGUAGCUAAGGAUUUAAAAAUGUCUCUUGAAGGCUGUUUUUAGGCAUUAUUGCUAAAGUUAUAACUUAAUACCUCCAUAUUAUCAUUUAGUCUCUCUAAAGAUUAAAACCUAUUUUCAGAGACAGAGAACAUUUUUCAGAGACAACAGAGAAGUUAUUUUGAAAACAAUUGUAAAUUUUUAUUAGUACAACUAGAAAGAAACACGUUGGCUUGACUGAGUGGCAUUGCUUACAUUUGGAGAUACAGCUGUGGUAGAAGCAAAACCAACAAAUGUUACCUUACAGUGACACUACACCUGUGAGACAAACAACGUAAGUGUGAUCAUAGCCAUUAUGUCAGCACACAGGAAAAAGCUUGAUACAGUGGAAGGAGGAACAUGUUUGCCUAUUUCCUGUGUAUACAUAAAAAAACAGUAUAAAAAUACAUUUAUAAAAUUACAAAUUUCCUCUUUACAUGGAAUGUUGUGUCAGACACAGUUGUGGGAAAGGGUAAGACCCAAGUGCUCCCUCCUAAAGCCAUCUGGGAUGGGGUUCGGCCUGGAAUUUCUUUGGACUGAUGCCAUAUAGGAUGGGGCUGGACCUUAUGUUUAAGAAACACUCUUUCUCAUUUCCUGGGAGGGACUGCUUGGAAACUGGUGGUAGGCCAAAUGCCUAAUUAAAUUAAUUAGUUAAUUAAAAUGUGUAGUUACAUGUUAUCAUUUGGUAAUGCUAAUAUCUACAUGAAUAAUUUUACGUGCUCUGGUGCUUUACAAAAUUCAAAGCUUCUAACUACAGUAUCUAGUGGAGAUAAGCCAGGCUGGGCUAUUCAUUCUGCAGCAGCACCUCUUUGGAAAACAGACCUGGCCACAACCUGUCUGACACCAGCCAGCUGGCUCUAACAACUGCUGGACCACCUCCUCGGGGUACUCUUGAUAACCACCUCCAGGACUCUGAACUUUUCUGCCCUACAGCUGCAGAGAUCCCAGCCCCAGAGGAAAGCUGGGAGUGAGAGGCUGAGGAAUGAGAGCUCCAGCCUCCAUAUCCUUAAGGCAAGGGCAUCAAUAACCAGCUUCAGCUGUAAUCUACUUGGACUAGAUAAACACUGGCAGAGCUGCCUUCUCUCAUUUAUAGCUGGGGGAAGAGUAUUUAAGUGUCAUAUCCUUAAGAUAUUAAAAGUCAUAAAAAACAACAAUCAAACCUACCAAAGCCUCAAAGAGUUUUUUUCUGAGCAUGAACCAGUGAUUCAAUAAUCGCUUAAAUAAUUUCAGAAUCUGUAACAUAAAUAUUGAGUAUUUAUUAAUAUUCAUGUCUACAGUGCAGUCUAGUGUGACUAAUGUUCUAAUGUUAGCAAUACUUAAGGAGAAGAUACAGAGAUAAGAGAUAAACCUUCAUGAAAGCAAUAGAUCUAUGUAGAUGAGUUGCAACAUGAUUAGUAGUACCUGAAAUGUCCAUGUGUUAGGUCUUUUAAUGCACGUUUCCACAUGUGGCAGUCAUGCUAUUGACAUGGCCCUGCCAUGCUGUCAUGGGGCCAUGCCAGAGGUAGCAGAGAGGGUUAUGAUGUGCCGUAGCCUGCAUUCACAGGGGCCUAUGCACAGCACUGAAAACACAAAUUUUAAAUGCAUUGUUCCCCAGUGGAAUUUUUCCUGUAAUCCUCAGAUUCCUGACUCGUCCCGUUCUGGCCUCCUAAAAGCUGAUAGCUAUGCAGGACAUCAUCUACAACAGUUCAUAGGACACAGUUUCCCUCUAGCCACCAUAAAAAGGUGCCAAGCUCCUGUUUUUUAUCAUAAUCUUUUCCAGCCAGAUUCUCUUGGACUUAAGGCAUAUUGUCUUACUACUGCACAAAGCACUCCACAUCUGGCUACCAAGCACCUGAGCUGAGCUCCUUCAGCCUUUGCUGGUGAAGCUGUUGUACUUUUCUUCUUCUAUUUCUAAAACUCAUUUGAACAGAAGCUGGAAUCCCAAGCCUUCUAUCACUCAUUUCCUUUCUGCUUUUUUUCUUUUUCCCAUUUUAUCUUGCUAGUCAAAAUUAAACUUUAAAUGCAAGGUACAAGAAGAGACCUAUAACAAUUAACCAGUUCCCCGAUAUUUGAGACAGUGCCCAUUCUGCAGCUUUUUCAUUUUAAAUCUGCAUUUUCUGUCUCUUACAAGAUGUCCAAACUAGCUGACUCUAGGAGGGGAAACCAUUGCAGUGGUAUAGCCAACCCUCUUACAUUUUCAGAGGGCUGGAGAUGGUCAGUGCAUCAGUAUGCUGAACACAUUAUACAAAGCAGGGAGGAAAGCCAGUGGGGAACAGGUUUGAUAAAUACAUCAGGGCAUUGGAAGUUUCAGAAGGUGAAGUGCUAGAGGCUGUCCAAAGAGUCUGAACAGUAAAAGCUUUGGUCUCCAGUGCCUCCACUGGUUGUUUGGGUCUUUUGACCUACCGGUUCUGGCUCUGGGAACAGAAGCCGUGGAAUCAGGACAGUACAGGGUUAUGCCCAUUCAAAUUAACCAGUCUGAGGGACAAAAGGCAUUAGCUCAAGCACGAAAGGAGCAUAUGGUAACACCUUUGGAGACCUGCACAUGUGCUUUGAUGUGUCCUGUGCCACAUGGAUGUACAAACUCACACCCUCCAGCAUGUGGUAUGGCCCUAUCAAGAGUUGUCCUUUUGAAUAUAUGUCCUGUAGUGCCAUAUGAAUGCACAAAGUUCCUUCCUCAUUGGAAGGAGUGAAAAUGCAUGUGCUACUAAUUUAAUAGUAUU
Molecule: messenger RNA, 11454 nt
Organism: Poecile atricapillus (Black-capped chickadee)
Lineage: Eukaryota; Metazoa; Chordata; Aves; Passeriformes; Paridae
Gene: ATP10D
Product: ATPase phospholipid transporting 10D (putative)
Exons: 23
Coding region: 113-4390 (1425 amino acids)
Biological process (GO): phospholipid translocation
Cellular component (GO): plasma membrane
Molecular function (GO): ATPase-coupled intramembrane lipid carrier activity; ATP hydrolysis activity; magnesium ion binding
Source: RefSeq, a predicted model, not a curated record